Messenger RNA from Radiomyces spectabilis, 1108 nucleotides. RefSeq lists its product as uncharacterized. NCBI's taxonomy places the organism in Eukaryota, Fungi, Mucoromycota, Mucoromycetes, Mucorales, Radiomycetaceae. The transcript has 4 exons. Gene Ontology annotation, cellular component: nucleus. The record is from RefSeq and is a predicted model, not a curated record. The coding region runs from base 51 to 644 and encodes 197 amino acids.
AACAAAAGAAUACCCGAUCCACAUUGCUUGAAUAAAGCCAAUCCACCAACAUGCCGAAUAAUAAAAAACAUACGCUCAAGGCCAUCAAAAACCGAGAUGCUGCCCAUCCUUAUUCUCGCAAAGCUCAUCAGGUCGAACGAGCCUACGCACGCAAAGAAAAGUUGGCCCAAAAAUCAAAUGAGCGAGCAGCGAAUAAUCCCAAAGUGGAACGCUGGCUGUGGUUCCGUUUUGCUUUAGAUGAAGCGUUGCCGUGCGCCACCAAACCGCAGAUCCACGACCUUAUUGCAACCUAUUUGGAGCGUAACGACGAAGAAAUUGAGAGAUUGGAGAAAGAACGUCAAAUCGGCAAACGACCAAAAACGACUCGAGAGCAAUUACUGCUCGCUCUCAGAGACAGCGACAAUGCCGAGUACGUCUCAGGUUUUGAAUUACCCGAUUUGACCAAUGUGAAAAACGUAAAGGCAUUGCGUGAUUGGAACGGCGAUAAGAACGCCAUCACCAAGAUCCGUUCGAUGCGUCUGCAGAAGCCUUCGACAUCGGAUAUCAAAGAUAACGAGGUUUUGGCUGAUGUCAGCAAAGAAAAAGCCGCCCCAUCCGCAAACAAGAAGGUGGACAGCAAAAGCGAUACCAUGGACAUAGAGUAAAAAAAAAUUAGAAGUAUCAAAAGCAUAUCAUCGAAGCAUAUCUCCUGGUGCAUUGUAUCUCGACCCCUUUCUGCAUAACCAUCAUUGUUACACUCUCAUCAUUUUUCUCACUUAUAGUUCUAAUGAAGAUCAAGCUUUGAAAACUUAGACUUUUGGGAUAAUAAUAUCUCCGUUUCGGCGGACUGACCGAACCAUGGACCUAGUUGCACACUGAAGAAUAAAUUACCCGUUAUUCUUUUGUAUGGUCACAUGUGUUUACAGUCAUCACUCGAUUUAAGAACCACCCCGGGAGCCCCCAAAAGUGAUUAUAAAUCGAGAAUAUUCUUAAAUCAAUUAUUCCUAAAUCCAGUGUCGACAUGAACACCGCUCGGUGUGGGAUCAUCCUGGGGAAGCACAAAAAGAGAUGCCUAAAUCGAACUUGAUGUAGCAUACAACCUAUAAUAAAAGUGACGAUGGAAAAAUUC